CGUUCUCGUCAACAUUGCAAUAUUGCUCAGCAAUAUUGCAAUGUUGAUUGGCUAAUUGCCCGCAGCAAUUACGAAUGAGCGCGGGCAAUUUACAACGGUCGGCAGAGGUCCAGUCGAGACAAUCGAGUAAAUCUAUUUCAAUGAUAUGUCGUCUAUCCAAAAAACAAAAGUUGUUUCGCUACCUGUUCGGAAGCGUAUGUUGGAGCUUUGGUUAAGCGGAGAGACUUUUACGGCUAUUGCUAAUUGCACUGGUGUCACAUCGAAAACAGUGUCAAAUAUUUUAAGCAAAUUUAUUCAGCGCGGUCAUUUACUCCCAUUAAAGCCUGGCGGCAAAGAAAGGCAUAUUGCUACCCAACCAGUUGUAGAAUACAUUGAAUAUCAAAAAAUUUCCAAGCCCAGUAUUACAGCUUUGGAAAUUCAAGUGGCACUUGUCAAUGAUGGUAUUUGUAAUUUGGAGAAUUUGCCGUCCAGAUCGACAAUAAGCGAUGUGCUUAGAAAAGAUUUGAAUUUCACUUAUAAGAAAUUAAAAGUGGUGCCACAAGAAUCUUUAACCGAAGAAAAUCAAUUGAAAUUAUUGCAUCACGCAAUGUUCAUGAGCCAAGUUGACCCAUCAAGAGUUCAUUUUUUUGACGAAUGUUCUGUUAAAAGAACAACGGGCAAUCGCGUCUAUGGACACGCUGAAAGGGGAAGGAGAGCCGUGGAAGUUAAACGUUACGCGUCCGACUGUAACUACACUAUAAAUUUACUGCAGAGCAGAUUUGGCAUAACUCACUUCAAUCUGUUAGAAGGAGCAUCAAAUGGUCUUGAAAUGUUACAAUUUUUCCACGAAAGCAUGCAAGUUGUUGAUGAAGUUUACGGAAAUCCUGUGUUGGCACAAGGAGAUAUAGUUGUGAUGGAUAAUUGCAGGUUCCACCACGGACACUUUGCAGAGGCCGAACUGCGAAGAAUACUUGGUCAGAGAGAUAUAACUCUAAUAUUUCAACCUCCAUAUUCUCCCGAGUUGAAUACGUGUGAGUUCAGUUUCAGUGUUAUCAAAUCUUUUCUUAGGAGGCAUGAAUAUUUUGCAGUUAACUUUACUGAACUUGCAAUUAUUCGCGCCUUAGAAGUUAUUACUCCAGACAUGUGCAGAAGAUUUUUCAUGCACUGCGGUUUUUUAGUUUAAACGUACGUUUAUGCAUGUUC
Messenger RNA from Dendronephthya gigantea, 1182 nucleotides. RefSeq lists its product as uncharacterized. The transcript has a single exon. Gene Ontology annotation, biological process: regulation of DNA-templated transcription. NCBI's taxonomy places the organism in Eukaryota, Metazoa, Cnidaria, Anthozoa, Malacalcyonacea, Nephtheidae. Gene Ontology annotation, molecular function: DNA binding. The record is from RefSeq and is a predicted model, not a curated record. The coding region runs from base 146 to 1162 and encodes 338 amino acids.